AGAAGAGAAGAGAAAUAAGAAAGAAUAGAAAGAGAGAAAGGAAGAGAAAAAUAAUAAAAAGUUUUUGAAAAAUUUUAGAAAUUUAUUUAGAGUUUGAGGAACGUGUUGGGGUAGGUGGCAGAAUUUAGCAGGUUGGUAUCAAAGUCGAGGUUGAGCUCGAAUUUUGAGACAUUUUGAAUUUCAUUUCAGACAGGCGCUAAAAGCGAAAUAACUAAAUAGAAAGGGGCGAAGAGUAAAAAAAAAAAAAAAAAACAAAAGUCUACAACACGAUGGCGGCGUGCGUGCGUGAGCCAAUGCAGCAUUAGAGGCGUACUACGACGUCGUUUCCUGCCCGGAUCCAAUAUAUACGUGUCAUCCCGAAGCAGGUUGGCGGCAAGAAUAACCGUCUGGUAGCAGUGGCGUCGUCAGGAAGAAAAUGGGUGUCCACGGCCUCUGGGAACUGCUCGCCCCCGUCGGCCGCCGCGUCUCCGUCGAGACCGUCUCCGGGAAAAAGCUGGCAAUCGAUGCUAGUAUAUGGAUGAUACAGUUCAUGAAGGCGAUGCGAGACGACAAAGGCGAGAUGGUGAGGAAUGCUCAUCUAUUGGGCUUCUUUCGCCGAAUCUGCAAGCUACUAUUCCUCCGUACGAAGCCCGUCUUCGUCUUCGACGGUGGCACGCCUGCUCUGAAGCGCCGGACUGUCAUCGCCCGUCGCAGACAGCGUGAAAAUGCCCAGGCCAAGAUCCGCAAAACCGCCGAGAAAUUGCUCCUCAACCACCUCAAGGCCAUGAGAUUGAAGGAAGUGUCAAAAGAUCUUGAAAGCCAGAGACAGAAGCAUGAUUCCAAGGGUAAAAAUGUUAUGACAAAUCAAAUGGAAAUGGAAGGUGACAAUAUGGGGGGAAAUAAUAUUGCGCCAUUUAGUUGCAACCAGGAAGCACUAGAUGAGAUGUUGGCAGCAUCACUAGCAGCAGAGGAAGAUGGCGAUUUUAUCGUCAAUGCAUCAACCUCUGGUGAGGGGAUUCAUAUAGAAGAAAAGGAAGUUGAUGAAGAUGAAGAUGAUGAUGAAGAGAUGGUACUACCAGCAAUGAAUGGAAAAGUUGAUCCUGCUGUUCUAGCUGCUUUGCCUCCAUCAAUGCAACUUGAUCUUCUUGUUCAGAUGAGAGAGAAAUUGAUGGCAGAGAAUAGGCAGAAAUAUCAAAAGGUGAAAAAGGUCCCCUCCAAAUUUUCAGAAUUGCAAAUAGAGGCCUAUCUAAAAACUGUGGCUUUCCGCCGGGAGAUAGAUGAAGUGCAGAAAUCUGCUUCAGGGAAGGCUGUAGGUGGUGUCCAGACUUCACGGGUAGCCUCUGAGGCCAAUAGAGAGUUCAUUUUUUCUUCAUCUUUCACUGGUGAUAAACAAGUUCUUGCAUCUGCUGGAGUAGAGAGGAACUCUGAGAAGCUACAUCAGACACCAUUCGAACCUCCUCCUUUAGCGUCUCUGGACAGUAUUGCGUCAACCAAGUCCAUUGAUGAAGAUCCUGGAAGGGUAUUGGAUGAUAUUAAGACAUAUCUAGAUGAGAGAGGAUGUCUUCGAGUUAGUAGAAUGAGGGCUAUGGGAAUUCGCAUGACUCGAGAUCUACAAAGAAAUUUGGAUUUAAUGAAAGAGUCUGAACAGGAAGGAGUGCAAGGAAAACAUGACACAGAUAAUGAGUGUGUCCCUAAUAACCAUGCUGUCAGUGUCUCAGGAACACUUCCAGAAAUCCAGCACAAGGGAACUUCUGUUCAGUUGGAUAAUAGCAAUGGGCAGUCUAUAUCUAAGAUUGCAAAUCCAAUAGAGAUAUCCUUCGAGGAUGAUGGUGGCCAUGAACAUUUGGAUGGUGAUGACCCUGUAUUUGCUCAUUUGGUAGCAGGAGAUCCAGUAAUGGUCUCUUCAGCUGAUGAUAGCCCCUUAAAGGAACAUUCAUGCGAUCCUGAUUCAGAUUGUGAUUGGGAGGCUGGAGUUAUUGAAGAGAGGGGUGGCACUUCUACACAUCACAUCAAGGAGAAAACACUAUCUCUUCCUGAAGGUGACAGUCCUGGUGAAAGUGAAGUGGAAUGGGAGAAUGGAGAUGGAGAACCUGAUCUUAAAUUUGCUUUCUCAUCUUAUUCUGAGGCCAGAAAAACUGCCUCAAAAGGUGUUUUGGAAGAAGAAGCUGAUUUCCAGGAAGCUAUACGGAGAAGUCUAGAGGAUUUUAGUGGAAAAAAGUCUGAUGCUGCAUCAUCUGAAGAUGAGAAAUUAAAAGAGCCUGGGGAAUUGGCUGGCGAGACUACAGGUCUUGGGUCUGUUAGUCAUGAAAAUAACAAGGCUGGAUAUAAAAUACACCCAGAGAAUGUAAUGCAUACUGAUAAAUCAUGUUAUGAAGUUGAUACUAAAGUUCAGCACCUGGAUAGUGAGACCAAAUUGGACAUAUUAAAUACUGAUGAUUCUGCUAGGGAACUGUUAUCACCAAGUGUGGUAGUUAAACCUGAUAGCUUGGAAGGACCACUUGAUAAAGCAGGUAAAAGGGUCCUGGUUUCCGAGGCUGGUCCUUUUCCAAGAGAUGCAAGUGAAUGUGAAAAUUUACUUGGAGAAAUUCGACAUGAUGAAUCAACCAUUCCUGUUGAAGAAAAGGGUGGCCACUUGACUGUGGAGCAGCCGAUCUCAAAUAAAUCUAAUGCUCCUGACCAGGUACUCUUGAACAAAUCUAAUGCCGCUGAUCAGGUGUCCACCUGUGCCAGUAGUUCUUAUGUGGUUAAUCUUCAGGUUCCUGAUACAUUGUUGGGUGAGACACCUCAUAUCAUUUGUUCUGAUGUUCAACAAAAUGCUGCAGCGGACUGCCAUGCAAUAGAGAGAUCAGAACAGGGAGAAUCUUCUGUUAAAGAAUCAUGUAAUAAUGGCUCUAUCCAAAAUUUACCUGCAGAAAAAAAUCAUGCUGAUUUUGCAAUGAAGAAAGGGGAGGAUAUGGAAGAAUUUACAUCUCAGGAUGACAAAGAACAGCCAAUUGAAGUUACCAAUGCUAGUCUGGAGGAGGAAAUGCUAAAAUUGAGUAAAGAACGCAGAGAUCUAGGAGAUGAGCAGAGAAAGCUCGAGCGGAAUGCAGAGUCUGUCAGCAGUGAAAUGUUUGCAGAAUGCCAGGAGCUUCUCCAAAUGUUUGGCUUGCCAUAUAUUAUUGCACCGAUGGAGGCUGAAGCACAGUGUGCAUACCUGGAACUUGCAAACCUUGUAGAUGGUGUGGUUACCGAUGAUUCUGAUGUGUUCUUGUUUGGGGCACGAAGUAUUUAUAAAAAUAUGUUUGAUGACCGGAAAUAUGUUGAGACCUACCUCAUGAAGGACAUAGAAAAUGAGCUUGGCCUAACCCGUGAGAAAUUGAUCCGUAUGGCACUGCUUCUUGGGAGUGAUUAUACUGAAGGUGUAAGUGGGAUUGGCAUUGUGAAUGCUAUUGAAGUUGUGAACGCAUUUCCUGAGGAAGAUGGCCUUCGUAAGUUUCGAGAAUGGAUUGAAUCACCUGAUCCAACCAUACUAGGGAAGUUUGAUGUGCAAACCAGAUCUACUUUAAAUAAAGGAGCAUCAACAGUUAGCAAUGAUAUGACUUGUUCAGAUGGCAACAAGGAUGGACUCACUGCAAAUGACAGAAUUGUUCCACAAUCCAUGGAUUACAAUCAUAAGAUGAAGCAGAUCUUCAUGGAUAAGCAUAGAAAUGUGAGCAAAAAUUGGGACAUACCCUCUUCUUUUCCCAACAAUGCAGUAAUUUUUGAAUAUGCUUCUCCACAAGUGGACAAGUCAACAGAGCCAUUCUCAUGGGGAAAGCCAGAUCCUUUUCUUCUUCGCAAGUUGUGUUGGGAAAAAUUUGGGUGGAGUACGCAAAAGGCUGAUGAGUUGAUCCUACCUGUUCUGAAGGAGUACAACAAACACGAGACUCAACUGCGGUUGGAAGCAUUUUACACUUUCAAUGAGAGAUUUGCAAAAAUUCGUAGUAAGAGGAUUAAAAAGGCUGUUAGUGGAAUUGCUGGGAACAUUUCCAUAGAGUUGACAGAUGAUGUCGUGGAAGAUGUUUCGAAGACUACAAAGAAAAGAAGAGUAAGCCCCCGAGAACAUGUGGAGGACAAGUCAGAGAAACCUUUUAGUGGACAGGAGGAUUGUGUCUCUAAAGGUCAGAGCAACCCACAGAGAUCAACUAUGAAGCGGUCAAGGAGGAGGAAGCAUGAAGAACUUGUACCAUCUGAAGAAACAGCCACACAUAUGCGAAUGCAGGCAGAAGGCGUUCAAAAUACAAGACAAGGGAUGAGUGCAAGGGGACAAAGACGGGGACGGGAGACAGGCCAAGCCUUGGGAAGCAGUAGGAGGAAAAAGAACCCUGGUCAUUCAUAUCAUGAGAGCAUUUCUAAUGAUGGAAGCGAUAGUGAUUACGAACAGGAAGUGCAAGUUGAAAAGUUAGAAGGAACCCAAGGAGUACGGAAGUCAACUCGAGCUCGGAAGGCAGUGAAAUACACUCUGGAAGUGGAGAUUGAUGAAGCAGGUAAGGGAGACGAAGACGAAGAUAACUGCACUGGUGAAGAGGCAGUGCAACAGGAGCUUUCCGAGGAUCAUGACUUAACUAGAGAUGCUGAAGCCGGUCCUAGUGAGACGGACCAGGACAAAGUUGAUGAUCCUUCAUGUUUGGACCACUCGAGUUGGGACUACCUUCAAACGGGAGGUGGUGGAUUCUGCAUAGAUGGAGCUGAAAUAGAACUUGAAAGAGGUCAACCAAGUGCUGGUCAGAAUGGCGAUCCUUUGGUCGAGGCAGAAUUGUCGAAAGCAUAUCUUAAAAUGGGGGGUGGGUUUUGCGCAGAUGAAGACGGAGGAACGGAGGAUCCAGAUGAACUUCCUUCCAGGCCACCUACAGCUUGCACCAGUGACGAUACCAACCCCGCUCAUUUUGAUAAUCACGUGGUAGAAGCUGAUCUUGAUACCAGUCCAGUUCAGUUAGUUUCUAGCGCUACAAGGGCUUCCGACGAAUUUCAGGAUAGAUUACGAACAGAAGCAUUUGAUGAUGGCAAGCAGGAUUCCGAUCAUUUAGCUCAUAUGACCAGUGAUGAUAAUUCAAGUUUAGCAAGGUCUCCCCAAGAAAGCAUCAGAGCAGAUGAUUCUUCGACAGCUCCUGCCAACAACUCUCUGCGGGCCAUGCCCUACUUGAGAAGAAAGCGAAGGAAGGGUUGAAGAAGGAAGCCUAAUGAUGGAUGAUCCUAUUUUUGUUGUGUGGGAGGGAGAGGCCUCGGGGUUUUGUCUAUUGGAUUGGGGAUUGUAUUGUAUAUCUAUUCUAUCCUGGCUUUCCCAUUUCCAGCCAAAAGCCAUAUAUAUGAAUGGAUGGUAAAUAUAUUUAAAAGCUGCAGUAAGGUUGUUUACUUCACAAUUUGAGGGAAAAUGUUCUUGUGCGUGUACUACUAGUGCUAAAGAUUUAGGAAAAUAUUAUUAGUACAUUAUUAUAUAUAUCUUAGGCUACACAAUGAUGUGUCAAUAUUUAAAAUGCCUUCAUUCAAGAUAGUGAGACGCAAUAAAGCGAGGGAUAUUUAUGUCA
Diospyros lotus (date-plum) is the source of this 5525-nucleotide messenger RNA. Its product is annotated as DNA repair protein UVH3. The record is from RefSeq and is a predicted model, not a curated record. Gene Ontology annotation, biological process: nucleotide-excision repair. Gene Ontology annotation, cellular component: nucleus. NCBI's taxonomy places the organism in Eukaryota, Viridiplantae, Streptophyta, Magnoliopsida, Ericales, Ebenaceae. The transcript is spliced from 16 exons. Bases 416 to 5167 code for a protein of 1583 amino acids. Gene Ontology annotation, molecular function: DNA endonuclease activity; single-stranded DNA binding.